This is a messenger RNA of Syzygium oleosum, 582 nucleotides long. Its product is annotated as 40S ribosomal protein S27-2. NCBI's taxonomy places the organism in Eukaryota, Viridiplantae, Streptophyta, Magnoliopsida, Myrtales, Myrtaceae. The transcript has 4 exons. Gene Ontology annotation, biological process: translation; ribosomal small subunit assembly. Gene Ontology annotation, cellular component: ribosome; cytosolic small ribosomal subunit. Bases 97 to 357 code for a protein of 86 amino acids. The record is from RefSeq and is a predicted model, not a curated record. Gene Ontology annotation, molecular function: RNA binding; structural constituent of ribosome.
AGCACUGCUAGGGUUUUCCUAACUGUUUCCGCCCCGCCGCAGCCGCCCCGCCGCAGCCGCCUCCUCCUCCUCCAACUCCGACGAGCUUAUUUCAAGAUGGUUCUCCAGAACGAUAUCGAUUUACUGAAUCCGCCUGCGGAGCUUGAGAAGAGGAAGCACAAGCUCAAGCGUCUCGUGCAGUCGCCCAAUUCCUUCUUCAUGGAUGUGAAGUGCCAAGGAUGCUUCAACAUAACAACCGUUUUCAGCCACUCUCAAACCGUGGUGGUUUGCGGUAACUGCCAGACAGUUUUGUGCCAACCGACCGGAGGGCGCGCUAGACUCACCGAGGGUUGCUCUUUUAGGAGGAAGGGUGAUUGAGAAAUGAUCAGAUCCAAUUUUCCAUUGCCUACUGUGGGUUGAAGAGCUGUGAAAUUUAGUUUUAGGGGAAAAUUUAAAGUUCUACAUUUUCUGUUGAAGUUUCAUUUUUGGGGGGAUCUGCCAGUCCUCAAUGACAUUGCCCUGUGCUGCAUAUGUUUCGUUAUGGAUGAUGGAUUGUUCUUAUAUACUGUGUUCCAGUCAGUGAAUUCACAGUUUUCUUGUGCA